UCUGUCGGACUUUCGCAUCACAAUUAUUUCGUUAACUGCUGGCGAUUUACUACCGUUCCGAUGACCACCCAAGAUAACCGUGUUUGUCGCUUUUGUCCAAGUACAGGUGAAUGUGUGUCUCUCUAUGAUUCAGCGAAUUUCACCAACGGUACUCAACUGACCGAAAUUGUGUUCGAAUUGUCGGAAGUUUCCAUAACACCGGAAGACGGUGGACCACAGCAUGUUUGUGUGGAUAAAUGUCUGUCACGUCUGGUCGAUUGCUAUUUAUUUAGACAGCAAAUACUCCAGGUUGAGGAGCAACGAAUGGUUCAUCAAAAGGCGGUCGGUAUGAAGAUAGAAAUUGAACUCAUUUCCAAUGAAGAAGAUGUGUAUGAAGCGGAAUUUCUUGUCUACGAAGAAGAUGAUUGCGAUAAGAUAGAGGAAGAUUGUCGAGAUUUGGAAAAUUGUUCAUCCACCGAGAAUUUCGUUUUACCUCCGAAAGAGAUGAUUCUGAAUCGUCUAGAGUUCGACAACUUUGAUUACAUUGAGUAUCAAGGUCAUAAAUGCUGUGGAUGUGAUGUCUUCCUCGGGAGUAUGAUCGAGCUCGAAGCACACGCAGAAGAGACACACGGAACUAUUGCACAGUUCGCACGGACCGAACGUUCUUGUCCCAUUUGUGGAAAAAGAUUUCACAGCGAAGCAGAUCUUGAUAAGCACGAACAACGUUUUAAGUCCAAAGAACUAUUUCUGUGCAAAAUUUGUCUUCAAGGAUUUCAAGGGAAGAAUACUUUUAUGAUACACAUGGAUACACAUCAACUAACGUCUAACGAUGAAAUCGUGGAAGAUUCGGUAAGGCAGGGUUCGUCUAGUGCAAGCUUAAACAGUGAACUAGUUGAACCACCCGCUACCGAUGGCCAUGAUAUUGAAAUAGAUUAUCAACUAUCAAGUAUUAAUACGGAAAACAAAUCUCACAGUCAGCGCUUUUCAUCCAAGCUGCCGGAUCAGAACUUGAUAAGUUCGGUGGAAGAUUACGAACAAUAUCAAAUCGUUCAUAUGGAUAAUGCUGAACGAUGCUGCGGGUGUGGAGUGUACUUCGAGUCCUUCGAACAACUACAAGAUCAUGCACGUUUAGAGCAUCACAUUGAACAACUUGCACCGCAGGAUAAACCCUUCUGCGAAAUUUGCCACGAAAAGUUCAAAGCUCUAUGGGCAUUGAAUGCCCAUAAGACACACUGUCGUUACGUUAAGGAAUUGUACUACUGCAAGUUAUGUGAAAUUGUCUACGCAAGGAAGUUCCACAUGAUGAAGCAUUUCCAGACUACUCCCGGUCAUACAACUGGCAUUGGCAUAUUGAAAGAUGCUGCAUCCACGGCAAACAAUGAACGGCGAUUGGACAUCGUCAUGGGAUUUUCUUGUUGCUUUCUGAAAUGUACCAACACUUAUGAAACCGAAAAACUGCUUCUGGCUCACGUGGAUGAACAGCAUACACCACGCCGAAAAAUUAAUAUUUCCGAGAGAUCAAACGAAGAUUACGUAUGUACCAUUUGCCAAAGAUCCUUUGGGUCACAGCAACUGCUGCUACUUCAUCGAAAUCGUGCCUUAAAGAAGAAACACAUCUGCAGCUUCUGUGCAGAGUCGUUCCUCAUUCCCAGUACAUUGCGCGAGCACGAGCUUCUCGUCCAUUCGGGAACAAUCCCUCAGCAUCCAUGUGACAUCUGCGACAAGACAUUCCGGACGAAGAAUUUGAUGAAAGCGCAUCGCUCGACCCACGAUCAGGAGCGGGAUUUUUCUUGUGACCAAUGCGGUGCACAGUUUCGGUUCCGUUUCCAGUUGAAGAAGCACGUGCGUGGAGUGCAUCCCACCUGCUUUCCGUACGAGUGCAAAUACUGUGUGAAAAAGUUUUCCACAAAAGCGAAACAUGACCUCCACGUGCGCUCACACACGGGCGAAAAACCGUAUCCUUGCCGACACGAUUCCUGUGGGAAGCAGUUUUCCCAUGUUACCGACCGCAAGAGACACGAAAUGGGGGUCCAUACCGGAGAACGCCCGUACCGGUGCGACCAGUGUUCGGCGGCGUACAUUCGAAAGCGAGAAUUGUUGAUUCAUAUGCAGAAACACCCGGUCGAAGCGAAGCCGUAAUAUGCAUACCUAUGUCGAUUGAAUUGAAUUAAACAUUUACUACGUUCC
Messenger RNA from Ochlerotatus camptorhynchus, 2166 nucleotides. RefSeq names its product zinc finger protein ZFP2-like. NCBI's taxonomy places the organism in Eukaryota, Metazoa, Arthropoda, Insecta, Diptera, Culicidae. The record is from RefSeq and is a predicted model, not a curated record. Bases 61 to 2118 code for a protein of 685 amino acids. The transcript has 2 exons. Gene Ontology annotation, molecular function: zinc ion binding. Gene Ontology annotation, cellular component: nucleus.